AUGUCGACCGAUAGCAAUGCGCCUGAGUCGCAAUUCCAGAAGGUUGGAGACCUGGUAGAGUGUGAUGAUGACACCGGCGUCAUGCAGGUCGAGAGCCUAUGUAUGAACUGCCACGAGAAUGGAACUACUCGCUUGCUUCUCCCCCGUGUGCCCUUCUUCCGUGAUAUUAUCCUCGAGUCCUUUGAGUGUCCACACUGUUUUUUCAAGGAUAAUUCCCUCAAAUCUGCAGGCCAGAUCCAGGAACUUGGAAGCAAAUACACCCUAGAAGUUGAGGCUCCAUUGGUCUUUUCGCAUGAACUAAAUGUUUAUCGUCACUGUGGUGCAAUGUGGCACCCUGGGCUCGCGAAGAAAUGGGACCGCUUCUCUGCGCGGCUUGAGAAGGCUAUCAACGGUGGACUCAAGUUUGUGAUCACUCUAGUGGAUCCGCUGGCAAACAGCUACGUGCAGGAUCUCCGUGCACCCGCGCCCGACCCGCAGCUCACGGUUGAGGAGUAUACUCGCACCGAGGAGGAGGAGGAUGACCUUGGGCUGAAGGAUAUGAAGACUGAAGGGUAUGAAGAUGGUGUACAGGAGAACCAGAAGGGCAAACCGAAGAGAACGAUGAUGAAGAGAAGCAAAGGGCAGCAUCCGCCAUGGAUGACUUGCUUGAUGCUUCUAUGA
This is a messenger RNA of Penicillium riverlandense, 660 nucleotides long. RefSeq names its product ZPR1-type zinc finger protein. The record is from RefSeq and is a predicted model, not a curated record. The coding region runs from base 1 to 660 and encodes 219 amino acids. Gene Ontology annotation, molecular function: zinc ion binding. Gene Ontology annotation, cellular component: cytoplasm; nucleus. NCBI's taxonomy places the organism in Eukaryota, Fungi, Ascomycota, Eurotiomycetes, Eurotiales, Aspergillaceae. The transcript has 3 exons.